UCUCUCUUAUUAAAAACCCUUGUUACCUGAUGCUUAUAGUUGACUCUGAGGUGAUGACUGUUUUCUGAAAGAGAAAGUGAAGAUGGGAAAAGCACCAUGUUGUGAUAAGGAUGGAGUGAAGAAAGGGGCUUGGACUCCUGAAGAAGAUGCCAAACUGCUUCAACAUAUCAGACAGCAUGGCCAUGGAAACUGGCGUAACCUUCCUAAACAAGCAGGUCUUCUUCGAUGUGGAAAAAGUUGUCGGCUUCGAUGGAGAAACUAUCUUCGUCCUGACAUAAAACGGGGUCCAUUUUCUUCUCAAGAAGAGGCUACCAUUGUCCAACUCCAUGGCUUGCUCGGUAACAAGUGGGCUGUCAUAGCAUCCCAUCUACCCGGAAGAACAGACAAUGAGAUUAAAAACUUCUGGAACACACAUUUAAAGAAGCGUCUACUUUCCCACCAAUCCCCGUCCUCUUCUGGAACAACCACCACCAUCAAAUCCGAGCCACCUUCAACCAGCCACAUGGUUCAGUGGGAGAGCAGCAGAGUUGACUCUGAAGCUCCCUUGUCAAUGGACUCAUUCCUGGAAGAUAAAACCGACUGUGAUAUCUUUCUCAGACUCUGGAAUUCCCAAGUUGGAAAAUCAUUUUGUUCAAGUUCUACAAGGGAAGAUGUAGUGUUUACAAAGGCAAUGACCGAAGCAUCACCAAGUCUCAAAUCGGAUUCGAUUGGCAGCUCCCAUGAACAAGAUGAUUGUUAUCGGCCAAAUUUAGAUAUUGUGCAUCUUUUAGAUACCAACAGCUCUAAUGGAUUCCCUGAUAAUUUUGAUGUAGCAUUGUUGCUGCUAGAUUUCCCAGGUGUUCAGUGACAGGGAAUUUAUACGCAAGCAAACUGAUAAUGUUCCUGAUUCCCUCAACCAUCAUUUCAACUUUAACCCUCAUUUUCAAAAGUAAUUUAGUUUAACAAAACUAGUAGAGUAUUAAAACUUUGAGAUAGAAGAUUUGGGUUCCGGCCUUUGUGUAUUGAAGAAGAGUAAAAACCUGGAACCAAAUAGUAUGAACUAUGUUCCAAUUUCUUUCUUUCUUUUUUGUCUUUUUUUUCGCACUUUGCCUGUAAUUUCUUGUAUAUGAAGUCCAUUUCUUGAGGUUUGCUAUGUAAUGGAGCUAUCAAUUUUCAACACAACCGGUGAUCUGACAUCCAACAACAUGUCAAUCUAUAAAAAUUCAAGUUCGGGUUA
Molecule: messenger RNA, 1216 nt
Organism: Mangifera indica (mango)
Lineage: Eukaryota; Viridiplantae; Streptophyta; Magnoliopsida; Sapindales; Anacardiaceae
Product: transcription factor MYB17-like
Exons: 3
Coding region: 83-847 (254 amino acids)
Source: RefSeq, a predicted model, not a curated record